AUGACCACUCACGUCACGCUGGAGGAUGCCUUGUCCAACGUGGACCUGCUGGAGGAGUUGCCCCUGCCUGACCAGCAGCCAUGCAUCGAACCACCCCCAUCUUCCAUCAUGUACCAGGCUAAUUUUGACACCAACUUUGAAGACCGAAACGCCUUUGUGACCGGCAUCGCCAGGUACAUCGAGCAGGCGACGGUGCACUCUAGCAUGAAUGAAAUGCUGGAGGAAGGACACGAAUAUGCAGUGAUGCUUUACACGUGGAGGAGCUGCUCCAGGGCCAUACCCCAGGUGAAAUGCAACGAGCAGCCCAACCGGGUGGAGAUCUAUGAGAAGACGGUGGAAGUGCUGGAGCCAGAGGUCACCAAACUGAUGAAGUUCAUGUAUUUCCAGCGCAAAGCCAUCGAGCGGUUCUGCAGCGAGGUGAAGCGCCUGUGCCACGCGGAGAGGAGGAAGGACUUUGUGUCCGAGGCCUAUCUGCUUACUCUGGGGAAGUUCAUCAACAUGUUCGCCGUGCUGGACGAGCUGAAGAACAUGAAGUGCAGCGUCAAGAACGACCACUCUGCCUACAAAAGGGCGGCCCAGUUUCUGCGGAAGAUGGCCGAUCCCCAGUCCAUCCAGGAGUCCCAAAACCUCUCCAUGUUCCUGGCGAACCACAACCGCAUCACACAGUGCUUGCAUCAGCAGCUGGAAGUGAUCCCGGGCUACGAGGAGCUGCUGGCGGAUAUUGUCAACAUCUGCGUGGAUUACUACGAGAACAAGAUGUACCUGACCCCCAGCGAGAAGCACAUGCUCCUGAAGGUGAUGGGGUUUGGUCUGUAUCUGAUGGACGGCAACGUCAGUAAUAUUUACAAACUGGAUGCCAAGAAGAGAAUCAACCUCAGCAAGAUCGACAAGUUCUUCAAGCAGCUGCAGGUGGUCCCUUUAUUCGGCGAUAUGCAGAUAGAACUGGCCAGAUACAUUAAGACCAGUGCUCACUAUGAGGAGAACAAAUCCAAGUGGACCUGUACCCAGAGCAGCAUCAGUCCCCAGUACAACAUCUGUGAGCAAAUGGUCCAGAUCCGUGACGACCACAUCCGCUUCAUCUCGGAGCUCGCUCGCUACAGCAACAGCGAGGUGGUCACUGGCUCAGGCCUGGACAGCCAGAAAUCAGAUGAGGAAUACAGGGAACUCUUUGACCUGGCCUUGCGGGGGCUGCAGCUGCUCUCCAAGUGGAGCGCCCACGUCAUGGAGGUGUAUUCCUGGAAGCUGGUUCAUCCCACGGAUAAGUUCUGUAACAAGGAUUGCCCGGGCACCGCAGAGGAGUAUGAGAGAGCCACCCGCUACAACUACACCAGCGAGGAGAAGUUUGCCUUUGUGGAGGUCAUUGCCAUGAUCAAGGGCCUGCAAGUGCUGAUGGGCCGGAUGGAGAGCGUCUUUAACCAGGCCAUCCGAAACACCAUCUACGCCGCGCUGCAGGACUUCGCCCAGGUGACGCUGCGCGAGCCGCUCCGGCAGGCCGUCAGGAAGAAGAAGAACGUCCUGAUCAGCGUCCUUCAGGCCAUUCGGAAGACAAUUUGUGACUGGGAGGGAGGCCGCGAGCCCCCGAACGACCCCUGCCUGAGAGGCGAGAAGGACCCCAAGGGCGGAUUUGAUAUUAAGGUCCCGCGGCGAGCGGUAGGGCCGUCGAGCACACAGCUGUACAUGGUCCGGACCAUGCUGGAGUCGCUGAUCGCAGACAAAAGCGGCUCAAAGAAGACGCUGAGGAGCAGCCUGGAUGGGCCCAUCGUGCUGGCCAUCGAGGAGUUUCACAAGCACUCCUUCUUCUUCACACACCUGCUUAACAUCAGUGAAGCCCUGCAGCAGUGCUGCGACCUGUCCCAGCUCUGGUUCCGCGAGUUCUUCCUGGAGCUGACCAUGGGCCGCCGCAUCCAGUUUCCCAUCGAGAUGUCCAUGCCGUGGAUACUCACGGACCACAUCCUGGAAACCAAAGAACCCUCCAUGAUGGAGUACGUCCUCUACCCCUUAGACCUGUACAACGACAGCGCCUAUUACGCCUUGACCAAGUUCAAGAAGCAGUUCCUGUACGAUGAGAUCGAAGCUGAAGUGAACUUGUGUUUCGACCAGUUUGUGUACAAGCUGGCGGAUCAGAUCUUUGCCUAUUACAAAGCCAUGGCCGGCAGUGUCUUAUUGGAUAAGCGCUUCCGGGCAGAGUGUAAGAAUUACGGCGUGAUUAUUCCUUACCCGCCAUCCAACCGCUACGAGACGUUGCUCAAACAGAGACACGUCCAGCUGCUAGGCAGGUCAAUCGACCUGAACAGGCUUAUUACCCAGCGCAUCUCAGCUGCCAUGUACAAGUCAUUAGACCAGGCUAUCAGCCGCUUUGAGAGUGAGGACCUGACGUCCAUCGUGGAACUGGAGUGGCUUUUGGAGAUCAAUCGCCUGACCCACCGGCUGCUGUGCAAACACAUGACUUUGGACAGCUUCGACGCCAUGUUCCGGGAGGCCAAUCACAAUGUCUCCGCGCCGUACGGACGCAUCACCCUGCACGUCUUCUGGGAGCUGAACUUUGACUUCCUGCCCAACUACUGCUACAACGGGUCCACCAACAGGUUUGUACGGACGGCGAUCCCCUUCACCCAGGAGCCGCAGCGGGACAAGCCGGCCAACGUCCAGCCCUAUUACCUCUACGGAUCAAAGGUCAGGUGCAAGCAAGCCCACCGCCCUGGGACCAAGCCCCUGAACAAGCCCCCUCGAAAGGUGCAGGGGCUGGGAGAGCUCGGACGGCGGUGGCAGUAG
This is a messenger RNA of Alligator sinensis (Chinese alligator), 2772 nucleotides long. RefSeq names its product cytoplasmic FMR1 interacting protein 2 (gene CYFIP2). The transcript is spliced from 23 exons. Gene Ontology annotation, molecular function: small GTPase binding. Gene Ontology annotation, cellular component: synapse; neuron projection. NCBI's taxonomy places the organism in Eukaryota, Metazoa, Chordata, Crocodylia, Alligatoridae. Gene Ontology annotation, biological process: axon guidance; cell projection assembly; apoptotic process. The record is from RefSeq and is a predicted model, not a curated record. The coding region runs from base 1 to 2772 and encodes 923 amino acids.